GCAGAGUGAGGCUGCCAGGCUGUCAGCUCAGUGAGGUUCACAUACUGGGAUGAGCACUGGCUGCUGAACUUCCCCUCCCCGCCCCCCGUUUUUGGAGAACAAAAGCAUGGGGAACAACUGGAAGACGCGCUACUGUAUUUUCCUGUCGGUUGCCUUCAUCUUAGUGUUAAUUGGUCUGAUUGCCUGCGUGGUCUAUAUCUCCUUCGCCCCGACCCAGCUGAGACAGUGCCAGGAGCAGCUGAAGAAAAACACCUCCGCUCUGACGGGGAAACUCGCCAACCUGGAGGAGGAGAAGAGGGCCCUGGAACAGCAGUGGGAUGGGGCGAGGGCAGAGGUCACGGCGCUGCGGUCGGAGCUGGCUGGCACCAAUCAGACCCUCUGGGAGACGCGCGGGCGCUGGGACUCCUGCAAGAGCCUGACGCACAUCCUGCAAAACAACAUCACUGCCCUGAAGGAUGAAAUCACCCAGCUGGGAGGCCGAGGCACCGAGCAAGGACGGGGACAAGGUGAAAUAGACAAGCUCAGACAGCAGCUCCAGGAGGCUCAGCAGCACAGUGAUAAGCUCCAAGCUGACAUCCGGCGGCUGGAACAGCAGCAGCUCCAUAGGCAGACGAAUCAGAGCUCUGGUGGGAGCAGCCUCCGGAUCCCCAUCGUGGCCGGCUACCUGAGCCUGCUGGCUCUGUCCCUCACCGGGAUCCUGCUCCUGUGAGAGAAGCAGGGCUGACCAGGCAGCGGGAGAGUGGAGAAUCCCCAUGAGACCAGGUCACACUGCAUAGCACGGCCAGCUCGCCCCCAUCCCCAAAAUGCUCACGGGAACUAUUCUAAACCACUAGCUUGCUUGGCAUUUCCCCUGGGUCGUGCAGGGAGGCGGGUUCCUGCCCAGCCCAGCCCUGGCGGAAGGAUCUCGUUGGCUCCUGCCCAGCACUGGAAGACGAUGGGGAAAUGGUGAAGAAGAUCCAGCGGAUGAAGAGUGCAGGGAGGAUGGAGCCAAUUCAUCCAGAGCCCCUGGCGUUUCUUGGCUGGAGAUUGCCCCAGAGGACGGUUGCCCUGAGUGAGGUCAAGCCCCAGCUGGGGUAUUUGCUGCUCCCUUGAGGGUUUCUAUUUUUCUAAUAAAAUGUUGCC
Molecule: messenger RNA, 1122 nt
Organism: Emys orbicularis (European pond turtle)
Lineage: Eukaryota; Metazoa; Chordata; Testudines; Emydidae
Exons: 5
Coding region: 107-709 (200 amino acids)
Source: RefSeq, a predicted model, not a curated record